Messenger RNA from Mirounga angustirostris (Northern elephant seal), 1748 nucleotides. Its product is annotated as aspartate--tRNA ligase, cytoplasmic-like. Gene Ontology annotation, biological process: aspartyl-tRNA aminoacylation. Lineage: Eukaryota; Metazoa; Chordata; Mammalia; Carnivora; Phocidae. Gene Ontology annotation, molecular function: aspartate-tRNA ligase activity; ATP binding; RNA binding. Gene Ontology annotation, cellular component: cytosol; cytoplasm; aminoacyl-tRNA synthetase multienzyme complex. The record is from RefSeq and is a predicted model, not a curated record.
GAAGCCUGCCUGCGAGAGGGGUGGUGACCGCUGCCCGGUCCCAUUGUCCCGAUGCCCAGCGCCAACCAAAGCCGCAAGAGUCGGGAGAAGCCGCGGGAGAUCAUGGAUGCGGCGGAAGAUCAUGCUAAAGAAAGAUAUGGAGUAUCUUCAAUGAUGCAAUCACAAGAAAAACCAGAUCGAGUUUUGGUUCGGGUUAGUGACUUGACAGUACACAAAGCUGAUGAAGUUGUUUGGGUGCGUGCAAGGGUUCAUGCAAGUAGAGCUAAAGGGAAGCAGUGUUUCUUAGUCCUACGUCAGCAGCAGUUUAAUGUCCAGGCACUCGUGGCGGUGGGAGACCAUGCAAGCAAGCAGAUGGUUAAAUUUGCUGCCAACAUUAACAAAGAGAGCAUCGUAGAUGUAGAAGGUGUAGUGAGAAAAGUGAAUCAGAAUGGAAGCUGUACACAGCAAGACGUAGAGUUACAUGUUCAAAAGAUUUAUGUGAUCAGUUUGGCUGAACCCCGCCUGCCCCUGCAGCUGGAUGAUGCUAUCCGGCCUGAGGUGGAAGGAGAAGAGGAAGGAAGAGCUACUGUUAACCAGGAUACAAGAUUAGACAACAGAGUCAUUGAUCUUAGGACAUCAACUAGUCAGGCAGUCUUCUGUCUCCAGUCUGGCAUCUGCCAUCUUUUCAGAGAAACUUUAAUUCACAAGGGUUUUAUGGAGAUCCAAACUCCUAAAAUUAUCUCAGCUGCCAGUGAAGGAGGCAAUGUAUUUACUGUGUCAUAUUUUAAAAAUAAUGCAUACCUGGCCCAGUCCCCACAGCUGUACAAGCAAAUGUGUAUUUGUGCUGAUUUUGAGAAGGUUUUCUGUAUUGGACCAGUAUUCAGAGCUGAAGACUCAAACACCCACAGACAUCUAACUGAAUUUGUUGGUUUGGACAUUGAAGUGGCUUUUAAUUACCAUUACCAUGAAGUUGUGGAAGAAAUUGCUGACACCUUAGUACAAAUAUUCAAAGGACUCCAAAAAAGGUUUCAAACUGAAAUUCAGACAGUGAAUAAACAAUUCCCGUGUGAGCCAUUCAAAUUUUUGGAGCCAACUUUAAGACUCGAGUAUUGUGAAGCAUUGGCUAUGCUUAGGGAAGCUGGAAUCGAAAUGGGAGAUGGAGAAGAUCUGAGUACACCAACUGAAAAACUCUUGGGUCGUUUGGUAAAGGAAAAGUAUGAUACAGACUUUUAUAUUCUUGAUAAAUAUCCAUUGGCUGUAAGACCUUUCUAUACCGUGCCUGACCCAAGAAAUCCUAAACAGUCCAACUCUUAGUUCAUGAGAGGAGAAGAAAUACUAUCAGGAGCUCAAAGAACACAUGAUCCUCAGCUGCUAACAGAGCAAGCCUUACAUCAUGGAAUUGAUGUGGAGAGAAUUAAGGCAUACAUUGAUUCCUUCCGCUUUGGAGCUCAUGCUGGCGGAGGCAUUGGGUUGGAACGAGUGACGAUGCUUUUUUUGGGAUUGCACAAUGUUCGUCAGACCUCAAUGUUUCCCCGUGAUCCCAAACGACUCACUCCUUAAAGAAAGCUAUGCUUUCUUUAUUCUUUCCAGUAACGUGCUAUUGAUCAGGCUAUCCUUAGUUACUUAAAAUAUGCAAUGGAGUAAAUGUCUUCUCUAAAAUGCCACAGUUACUUUGGAUUAAUUCACUAUAGGUUACUUUAAAAGAGAAGAUUUUUAUAACUUUGGACAUGCUUCAGUAGGAAAUGGUUGAACAUUUUAAUGAAAAACUG